UCGCCUCCCAUGUGGCGCGCCACACUCAAUUAUAGAUGCCUCCCCGACGGUGCCAACUGUAACAUUGCUGUCGGAACGACCAGCCCCUUCCUCACUCCAUUUCCUCCCACUUUCCUCUUCCCCAGAACAGCAAAAAACUCCGCCACUCAAGCCACAAUUAUUCCAAUCUCGUUUCGUAUUUUAAUGCCCGCACCCCGUUUGACAAAAGCUCCAUCACGUUAAAGUGGUGGCCUUCCUUCCGUCCACAUUGCCAUUGCCACACUGGGCCUGAACUAGUGAGGGAGAGAGAGAGAGAGAGAGAGGAGGAGCAGCUUGUCGACCGACACGACGCCUGCCUGCCCAAGAUGCACGCCAAGACGGAUUCCGAGGUGACCAGCAUCGCCCCAUCGUCCCCAACCCGGUCCCCGCGCCGCCCCGUCUACUACGUCCAGAGCCCCUCCCGCGACUCCCACGACGGCGAGAAGACCACCACGUCCUUCCACUCCACCCCGGCCCUCAGCCCCACCGCAUCCCCGCCCCACUCCCACUCCUCCGUCGGCCGCCACUCCCGCCAGUCCUCCUCCAGCCGCUUCUCCGGCUCCCUCAAGCCCGGAUCCCGCAAGAUCUCCCCCAACGAUGGCUCCCGCGGCGGCGGCCGGAAGGGCGGCGGCGGCGGCCGGAAGGAGUGCGCCGUCAUCGAGGAGGAGGGGCUCCUCGAGGAGGAGGACCGCGCGCGGGGCCUGCCCCGCCGGUGCUACUACCUCGCCUUCGUGCUCGGGUUCUUCAUCCUCUUCUCCUUCUUCUCCCUCAUCCUCUGGGGGGCCAGCAAGAACCAGAAGCCCAGGAUCACCAUGAGGAGCAUCACCUUCGAGCAAUUCAAGAUCCAGGCCGGAUCGGACGGCACCGGAGUCGCGACGGACAUGAUCACCGUGAACUCCACGGUCAAGUUCACUUACCGCAACACCGGCACGUUCUUCGGCGUCCACGUCACCGCGACGCCCGUCGAUCUCUCCUACACUCAGCUCACCAUCGCCUCCGGAACACUGAAGAAGUUCUACCAGGGGAGGAAGAGCCAGAGGGUGGCGUCGGUGUCGGUGAUCAGCGACCAGAUCCCGCUGUACGGGAGCGGAUCUGGGCUGAGCACCUCGUCGGACAAGCCGACCUCGCCGGUGCCCCUCACCCUGAGCUUCGUGGUCCGAUCCAAGGCGUACGUCCUGGGGAAGCUGGUCAAGCCCAAAUUCUCCAAGAAGAUCGAUUGCUCCGUCACCUUCGAUCCGAACAAGCUCAACGUGGCGAUCUCGCUGGCCAAGGCUUGCACGUACAGCUGAACGAAGGUAGAAAAUCGCGAAGGAAGAAAGUCGCCCCUUUUUCUUUUUUCUUUUUUUCCUUUUUUUUUUUCUUUUGGGCGGUCGAUUACAGCUAAGCGGGCAGGUCAAAGGGUAGUUCGGGCAGGGAAUAGGUGACGCGCCUUUGGACUUUUUGGCUGCCCGACGUGCGCCGCGAGUGGGGGGAGAGCAAAAGACGCGAUUCGUUUCGGUGGAGGUGUGUGACCUGGUGACCGGGGGCGGCGGUUUCACUGUUCCUUUAAUAUUUUUGUCUAUUCUUUUUUUAUUCUACAAUAUGGUGAUGAUGAAUAAUUUUUAAAUUUAAAGAAUAUGGGACAAGUGUAACUACUACAUUCAGUACAUUGUUUAGUGGAAACAUCGUUGUCUUAUUGCUUUAAAAAAUAUGUCGUCACCGGUUCGUGCCAUGUACAGACGUGAAGUCAGAUGGAAUUGUUUAUUUGUUUGUCAUAAGAGAAUUUCCUCAGUUUGGUUUUUGCC
This is a messenger RNA of Eucalyptus grandis, 1802 nucleotides long. RefSeq lists its product as uncharacterized. The transcript is spliced from 3 exons. The record is from RefSeq and is a predicted model, not a curated record. Bases 345 to 1307 code for a protein of 320 amino acids. Lineage: Eukaryota; Viridiplantae; Streptophyta; Magnoliopsida; Myrtales; Myrtaceae.